Hippoglossus stenolepis (Pacific halibut) is the source of this 2605-nucleotide messenger RNA. Its product is annotated as GDP-Man:Man(3)GlcNAc(2)-PP-Dol alpha-1,2-mannosyltransferase-like. The record is from RefSeq and is a predicted model, not a curated record. Gene Ontology annotation, biological process: protein N-linked glycosylation. Gene Ontology annotation, cellular component: endoplasmic reticulum membrane. NCBI's taxonomy places the organism in Eukaryota, Metazoa, Chordata, Actinopteri, Pleuronectiformes, Pleuronectidae. Gene Ontology annotation, molecular function: GDP-Man:Man(3)GlcNAc(2)-PP-Dol alpha-1,2-mannosyltransferase activity. The coding region runs from base 73 to 1650 and encodes 525 amino acids. The transcript is spliced from 6 exons.
ACAAACUCUCAGCCAAUCAGAGCGAGGCCUGCGGGUCAGCUGAGCUGUGACGUCAUCAGUAGUGUUGUAAAGAUGGCGGAUCUUCAUCAUCAUCAUGUUCAUCAUCAUCAUCUGUGUUUCUGUGACUUCAUGAGGUUGCUGUGGUCCCUGGCGGCUCCCUGCUGCCUCCUCGCCCUGAUCCUCACCCUGAUCCUCGGCCUGCUGCUGCUCGGACUCCGCUUGUGGCUCCGGAGCCGCCGGAGGAGCCGGAGGAGGAAGAGCCGGGCUGAGGGCGGCGGCGGCCCGGCGGUGGCCUUCUUCCACCCGGACUGCAGCGCCGGAGGAGGCGGGGAGCGGGUCCUGUGGAGCUCGCUGAGGGUCCUCAUGCUCCGGUUCCCUGACGUGUCCUUCGUGGUUUACACGGCUGAUCAGGGAGUGGCCGCUGAACAGAUUCUGGAAGGAGCCCGACAGCGUUUCAAUGUCACGCUGCCUCGACCAAUCACCUUCAUCUUCCUGCGUCACCGCGCGCUGCUGGAGGCAACGUCUUACCCUCACUUCAGUCUGCUGGGCCAGAGCGCCGGAUCCAUGUUCCUCGGCUGGGAGGCUCUGACGGCCUUUGUUCCUGACCUGUACGUGGACUCGAUGGGCUACGCCUUCACUCUGCCAAUCUUCCGCUACCUUGGCGGCUGCGAGGUGGCGAGCUACGUCCACUAUCCCACCGUCAGCACUGAUAUGUUGUCUGUGGUCAGAGAGCAGAACCCCAGGUUCAACAACGCUGACUUCAUCUCCAGGAGCCCGGUGCUGAGCGCGGUGAAGGUGGUGUACUACUGCUGCUUCGCUCUGCUCUACGGUCUGGCCGGCUCCUGCAGCCACGUCAUAAUGGUGAACUCCACCUGGACGCUGGGACACAUCUUGGCCCUGUGGCGCUCUCCCAGCCGGACCACCGUCGUCUACCCGCCCUGCGACGUCAGGGCUUUCCUGGACGUACCGCUGGAGGACGAGGUGGAGGAGGGCUGGGAGGAGCUGGGGGAGGAGCUGGUGAGUGGAGAGGAAGAGGGAGGAGAGAGGAAGUGUCACUCUGUGGUGUCAGUGGCUCAGUUCAGGCCGGAGAAGGACCACAGGCUGCAGAUUCAAGCGUUUCGCAAACUGUUGGACAGGAAAGGGGAGGGGCCUGGGGGCAGAGAGUCACUGCGGCUCGUGCUGAUUGGUGGAUGCAGGAACCAGGAGGACGAGGAGAGGGUGCUGCUGCUGCGGGGGCUCUGCCAGGAGCUGGGGGUGUCCGACCGGGUCGACUUCAAACUGAACGUCCCGUUUGAGGAGCUGAAGCGGGAGCUGGUGAGCGCCACCAUCGGUCUGCACACCAUGUGGAACCAACACUUUGGCAUCGCUGUGGUGGAGUGCAUGGCUGCAGGCACCAUUGUUCUCGCCCACAAGUCCGGAGGUCCAAAGCUGGACAUAGUGGUGCCGUACGAGGGUGGACAGACGGGGUUCCUGGCCGACAGCGAGGACAGCUAUGCCGCUGCCAUGGAAACCAUCCUGGCGCUGUCACCAGCCGCUCGACUGGAGAUCCGACGAAACGCCCGCAGCUCAGUGGAGCGAUUCUCCAACCGGGAGUUUGAGGCUUGUUUCCUCGCUGCUAUGGAGCCUCUGCUGAGUAAACUGGAGCGAUGAGGAGGAGCCAACGUGGCCAGUUGGUGUCCACUGAUGUCCACUGGUGUCCACUGGUGUCCACUGAUGUCCACUGGUGUCCACCAAGGGGCAGCUCUUCAUUUGUUCUGCUUGUUAGGGUGAGGAUUAAAACAGACCAGGCUUCCAACACUGACAAUAAACUUUGACAUGGUGUCUCAUCCCCAAUAAAACAAAUAGAAAAGGACAUUGACAUGUUAAGACGAGUCUCUGCUGGACACUCGGAGAUUAAACUUCUGAUCCACUGUGAUAAGUUAUCAGAAAACAGAACAACACAGGACGUCAGCAGUGAAACUGGAAACACGACGACCAGAGACGAUGGAAUUCAACCAGCAGCUUGGAAAGUAAAUGAUGAAGUAAAGUGAUUGUAUUGGUUCAUCAGUCGGUGCUCUCUGCUGAUUGGUUAACAGUUCAUCAGGUGAGGUUCAGGCUUCACUACAUGUUGCAGAACUGAGCUGCUGCGAAUAAUCAGUCAGCUGAAAGAGCAACUGUGCCAAGAAUUGAUUGAUUAUUUAAACGAGACCAAAAAUACAAGACAAUUGAUGAUUCCAGCUUAGUCAUAAACCUCCUCCAUGUUAGCAGAUGGGACACGAACCAAACCAGACUUUAAAUAAAUGUUUGUAAAGAUGUUUCAGGUCGUUCUCAUCUCACUGAUGUUUGAUCAAGUGUUUCUGAUCAGUUUGGUUUGAAUCAGUUAUUUGAUGAAAACAGGCUGAGACGUCAUGAUUGACAGCUGAGACUGACUCCUGAUUGGUUGAGAAUGUGUAUGGGCGGGACCUCGAUACCCCGGCUCCACUCCACGACCAGUAGGGAACUGGCUCCGAUUGCAAAUGAUGUCAUAACCACAAGAUGGCAGCAAGAUAUUUUGGCUUUGUUUUCUGAGGAAGUGGAGACAUCAUUUUUUUUUAGACUUGUAAAAAUAAAACAUGUAUUGACAUCA